Messenger RNA from Peronospora farinosa, 2079 nucleotides. The record is from the annotation of a GenBank genome assembly. Lineage: Eukaryota; Oomycota; Peronosporomycetes; Peronosporales; Peronosporaceae.
AUGAAACACAUUUGGCGCUACUCGGGACUGCUAUUGCUACUACAGCUCAAUCAGUCACGUGCUGCCGACUGCACAGCACUUAAACAAAACCUUUUGACCUCAUCUGGUUGUCCUUCCAAUUGUGCAGCAAAUCCAUGUGUACUGUACUCACCCUCUCAGAAAGAAUGCAUUAAGCUCGGGUCAAGCGGCCCGUGUUACAGUGACAGUAAAUUUGAGGUACCAGGGACGAAUACUGAAUGUAAUUUAACGUAUCAGUGUCUGGAUACGCUCUUGUGGGAUAAAAAUCAGUGGCUUUUGGCACUUGAAGCUAAUGCCAAUACAGAAGAUAAGACGAUGGCAUAUGUGACGCAGAUUGCAGAUUUGAGUUAUAGUAGCUCUACCUUAUCAGUUCAAUUACAGGGAACUCCGACCGAAUCAACAGAUAAGAACAACAUUAAGAAUAUUUUGCUGGACCAGACGUUCUUUAACACGCCAAAGAGCGUUGUCAGCAUGUUUUUGAUCAGUGUGAACUUGAGAAAAAUUAUCUCGUCCGUGUCACUUGUGACGACAUAUUCGGUGUUGUAUUUGAAAAAUACCAACCUUGUUACAGUUCCAGAGCAGAUGAGCUACUUUUCUGCUUUGGUGAAGCUGGAUCUAUCAAUGAACUACAUCUUGGAUCUGCCUGUCAGCACCAGCAAAAUCUGGACAGGCCUCAGCACCGUGACCGACCUAAAUUUGGCAGACAACAUGCUUACAGACUUUCCUGUCGUGUUAAAUAAACUGCAGACACUUAAUCUGACAGGAAACCCCUAUACAAGUAUCCCGGACAAUGUCUUUAGCAUGGCAGAAUCCGGAGCACUCAAGUACCUGUACAUGACCAGUUGUAAGUUAAUGAAUGUACAUGUGUCGGCGUCGCAGCUAGCUCUGCUACAGAAUUUGGCGGCUUUUGAUGCUGACGUGACGAUUACGGAUUGUGGCUCGGGUUACUCGGCUACGACGCUGAAUAAUGCUAAUGUACAGGUUUGUGUGGGGUCAACGUCGUCCAAUGGAGGCAGCAGUCAUACGCUACCCAUCGUGCUAGGUGUAGGCUGCGGUCUCCUGGUGCUGGUUAUUAUCGGAUUCUUGUGGUAUCGCAAAAAACACGGCGGUCAGUUUGCAACAAAGAGCGGGUCGACGAUUUUUGGCACAGAUCUUGGCUCGAGUCUUACAGGCGGCGACACGACAUUUGGUUCGUCAAUUUGGAAUGACCCAGAUUUGCUUGCAGCACGGAUUGAGCACCGCGAUGUGGAAGCUGUGAAGCUGCUCUCUCGUGGUGGUUUUGGUGAAGUAUGGCUAGGUCUGUACAUGAAUGAAAAUGUUGCCAUCAAGCGACUGUUGGGUGACAAGAAAACAAUGCAGGACGCGCUGGCAUUUGCGACAGAAAUCAAGGUAAUGGCACGUUUGGAGCACCCCAAGAUUGUUCGCUUUAUCGGUGUGUCAUGGACCAACGCACUAACUAUUCAAGCCGUGACCGAGUUUAUGGAUUGUGGUGACCUCAAAUCGCUGUUGGACUCGAGUCGUGCCAGUUCGUUGACGUGGGCUAAUUUGAAGUGCCAGAUUGCCAUUGAUAUCGCCGAUGCACUCGUAUACAUGCACACGUUGAACCCAAAGCUCAUUCACCGUGACUUGAAGUCUCGAAAUGUACUGAUCGACGCACAGAGUGGCGCCAAGCUGAGCGAUUUUGGCAUCUCGCGUAACCGCAGCUUUGACGAGACCAUGACUGCUGGUGUGGGCACGGCCCGCUGGAUUGCUCCAGAGGUCAUCUUAGGCGGACACUACACGGAGUUUGCUGACAUUUACUCAUUCGGUGUGGUGCUAUCUGAGCUUGACACGUGCAAGGCUCCGUUUUACGACGCUACCAAUACCAACGGCGGCAAGAUGCAGGAUGUGACGAUCCUACAGCUCGUGUCAGCUGGCAAGUUGCAGCCGAGCUUUAACGAGUCGUGCCCGUCGUCUAUUGUGAAGCUGGCGCGUGCGUGUCUAUCGUUUGACCAUGCGCAGCGCCCAAGCGCCAUCCAUAUCUCCUAUGAGCUGCGCAAGAUCAUGAAGGACGAGUUGUAG